AUGCAAGAGCUGUAUAAAAGCAGGUUCUUCUCCUCACUCUCACAUUCACUCCUCUCACCUCCAUCUCCUUGGAACAAGGUGCACGUGCAGCCCCAAGACAUGUCCUGCUACAGCCCGUGCCGGCCCUGCCAGCCCUGCGGCCCCACCCCGCUGGCCAACAGCUGCAAUGAGCCCUGUGUCAGGCAGUGCCAGGACUCCCAUGUGGCCAUCCAGCCCUCGCCCGUGCUGGUGACCCUGCCCGGCCCCAUCCUCAGCUCCUUCCCUCAGAACACCGCCGUGGGAUCCUCCACCUCGGCUGCUGUUGGCAGCAUCCUCAGCUCUCAGGGAGUGCCCAUCAACUCUGGGGGCUUUGGCCUCUCUGGCUUGGGCAGUGGCCUCUGUGGCACGAGGUGCCUGCCCUGCUAA
Molecule: messenger RNA, 405 nt
Organism: Hirundo rustica (Barn swallow)
Lineage: Eukaryota; Metazoa; Chordata; Aves; Passeriformes; Hirundinidae
Product: feather keratin 1-like
Exons: 2
Coding region: 1-405 (134 amino acids)
Cellular component (GO): intermediate filament
Molecular function (GO): structural constituent of cytoskeleton
Source: RefSeq, a predicted model, not a curated record